Molecule: messenger RNA, 1112 nt
Organism: Caenorhabditis angaria
Lineage: Eukaryota; Metazoa; Nematoda; Chromadorea; Rhabditida; Rhabditidae
Source: the annotation of a GenBank genome assembly
AUGACGAGACUGGGCAACCCUUUGCCCGAAGAAUUCUCACCAAUCCACAAUGGCGCCAAAAUCAAAACCUUCUACACCAACACAGCAGUUCAGAACUCAGCACGGACCAUCGACUAUUUUCCGCAACUCAAAGCUCUAGCCUCCAUCAAAACCGCGCAAGGUCAAAUCGAAUUUCGAACAAGUCUGGCGGGUGGUCCGAGUUCGCGCAUCUCUCAAAUCUCCGUCAUCGAAGUCGACAAGAAAAUCAAUCAGAAUCUGGGAGCCGGCGAUUUGCGCGAGGAUAAAAUAUCGAUUGAUUUGAGCGAUUGUCAUUGGUUGAGAUUGUGGUUUGCCAAAGCGGAUGCCACGUGGCAAAAAUAUAAUGUGGAUUUUGAGCCGGCGAAUUCGAUUGAUUUCUUUUUGAAUGAGGGAUUUGUGAUGUUGCCGGAUAGGGGUAGGUUACUGUAGCUGCAAAAUCCACGUUUUUUGACACCAAACAAGCCCAGGGUUACUGUAGUUCAAAUUUUGUAGAUCAAGGAUUACUGUAGCUGAAAAUCCACGUUUUUUGACACCAAACAAGCCUAGGUUUACUGUAAAUUUUGGGCUAAAAAUUCGAAUUUUUCAAAAAAUUUCUAGAUCAAGGAUUACUGUAGCUUUUUGAAAUCUUUUUUUUGAAUUUUCUAAAUUUUUAGCGCGAAAAAAAACUAACCUGGAAUUUUUUUCCAAAAAAAAAAAUUGAGAUUUUCAAAAUUUUCUUUAAAAAAAAGGGCUUCUCCGAGCAUUGCUCAUAUUAGGCCACAAAAAAUGAAUUUUUCCCAUAUAACAUGAGCAAUGCUCGAAAUUUUGCAGAAAACGCUGCAAUGCUUCCAACUUCCUCAAAAAUCUCUCAAAUCCACCUAAAAUCCCAUGGAAACGAGUUAGUCGAACUUCUCAUCGGCUCCAAAUCGAUGCUCCAUCCGAUAACCUUCAAAACCCCGAUGCUCAACUCGGCCGACUUCAAAAUUUUCCUGAUCCGCGCUCCGAAAUGCGACGCCGUCUUCCGGAUGACGCCCAAAUUCACUCGCGGAAAUUUGAAGAUUUUCAACAAUUUCCAACUUUCUGGCGCCAAAAUUUAUGCGAUUCAGAAGAAUUAG